CUUCGCUCGCAGCCCUCGUAUCUCACACAAAAGCAUUUUUCGACGCGUCGUAAAAGUGAAAUGUGCUUGUGCAAUUAAAAUCAAUCGGAAAAACUAAAAAUAAUCCAUAUAAAGUGCUUUUAAAAGUAAGAAAUCCGUGAAAGUUCGAUAUAAGUGCGGCAUUUGCAAAAACGCGCGCAAAUAGUGAGCUCACGAAAUACCACCAAAAAUCCCAACCAACAAAUCCCAAGCAGCCAUCAGAAACAAAAAUCGCCUAAUUUACGAUACAAAACACUUUUGGUGGGCAAAGGGAAAAACACUGAAUUCCGGCAAAGGCGAGCCACCACAGGAAUUCAAAAAUGGAGACGUCGGUUGAGGAGCACGGCAUGGACCUAACCAAGGUGACCGUGGUGCGGUCCGCCAAGGGCGUGGAUAUGCUUUGCGUGGAUGACUACCUGUACCACUUCGAUCGGAUCGGUCGCAACAACACCUACCGCUGGCUAUGCAACCGGCGCAAGGACAAGGCCACUCCCUGCAAGUCCCGCAUCUGCACUCUGCUGCCCGAUCCGCUGGACAAGACGCGCCACGUCGUCGUGGACGUAGUCAUGCCCCACAUUCAUCCGCGCUGCAGUGACCACGAGGUCAACAAAGUGGCCCAGCGCAAGCGGCUCUCCGUAAUGAUGAUGAACGACGCCUACAGCUCCACGCAGCCAAAGCGAGCUCGUCAGUACGAGCGCGCCAACGCUGGCCUGAAUCCGCCGGAGUUCAUCUACGGCGGUAUCGACACUUCCGCUGUGGAGGCCUCCUUCCAGCUGGACUUUGAGGACAAGGACCGUGUGUAUAUGCUGCGUCGACGCGACGGCCGUGUAAUGGUUUGCAUCGACGGACAUCUGUACUACCUAGCCGGAAAGUCGUACAAAGGUGACAUAUUCCGGUGGACAUGUGUGCGCAAGCGGGACAUCGAGUGCACGGCUAGGAUCUGCACGGAGGCAACUUUAGCGGGAGCACAUCGACUGCACGCCGUCGACUCAGAUGCUCAUAUCCAUCCGCAUUACUCGGCCGCCAAGCUGAUGCACAUGUUUUCCAAGCACCAAAUCGUUUUAGUGGAGGACGAUCAGACUUCGGAUGUCCUAGCAGAAUGCCCCAAUCUGGAAUACUUUGACCCAGAAAACACUUUCGAUGCUACCCAGCGCUGCGAUGAUAUGGAAUCAAUUAUAAUCGAGGAGUGCGAGGACAACUACGACGUUUACUUGAGGAACGAUGACGAACAGGCCGGAGAGAUUCAAGGCGACGAAGAGGUGGAGGUUCAUGAAGGGGAGGACUCCAUGACGGACCCUAAGUUGGAGCACAAUUCAAAGUGGCCAGCGGCUUUUGAUGUAAUUGCCAACUAUCUCGCACCGCCGGGCUAUAAUCCUCUUACGGAAACCGACUUGUCCAAGUUCACAUUCCUUCCCUCGGCGAAGGGUCGCAAGGUUCUGUGCUUGAGUCGGUAUCUAUAUCACUUUGACUCGCAAAGCAGGUCCAACGGCCACAUGUUCUUCACUUGCAUCAACCGGCGUGACAAGGUUAACACUUGUCACGUUCGCAUCACCAUGGAUCCGGUUGAGAACGGACCAGUAGUACUCAGAAUCAAUGGAGAGCACACACACAAUCCAGAUUUAAAGGAGAUCACUCGCCGGCUGAAGCAACAGGCCAAGCUGGACCAGGAGAACCCGCACAAGCUGACCAAAAGCGAGCACGGUGAAGAUCUUGAAUUCGAGAGUGACGAGGGUUCCGCCAGUCAGGGAGGAGAUACUUUUGAACAGGAUAAUAGUGUUGAUAGCAGCUAUGAGCACAUCGACACAAGCAAUGUAGUUAUGAAGAAGGUGAUCAGCAUCGAUGGAGCCAUUAAAAUGGAACCCGAAUCUAAGGCGAACAUGAUUGUGCAGUACCUCAAGGACGGCGCGGACAAUAUAAGCGCUAAGAUUGAGAUUCUGCCAGAUGCACUAGAGGAGCUCAACGAUCAGUCUCAUGCUGGAUACGCAUCCACUCCUCUGCCGAAAGUUCGACAGCCCGAGAUCACGAACAUCCGCCGGCGGCGCGACGUGGUUGAGCCAGUCAAGGGUGCCCAGCCGGACAUGGAUCUCACAAAGAUCUGUACCCUAAGGUCUGCCAAGGGGCACGAGCUUCUUUGCGUUGAUGGCUAUAUUUACCAUGCCAAGAAUCGGGGUGUUAUUUCUCGCAACUAUUGGGUGUGUAUUAAGAGCCGAGAUCCGGACAUCAACUGCAAGAGCCGCAUCUCAACAGCCACACAAAAGGAUGGCUCCAUUCGCGUCCUCAGAGUGUACAACAGUCACAGUCAUCCUUUCAGCGAGGACGAUAUCAAGCGGCGAUUGUUCAACGAGAUCAACAAGAAGCAUAACAAAAAGCUCAAAUUCAGGCCACUGCACUUCAUCGGCAAAUCUCUGGAUCAGAUUCAGCAGGAGUACGGUGAUUUAGCCAUCGAGCGACUCAAUGUCUCAAACAUCAGCAGCGACAUUGUGGUGCACAAGAAACCACGAGUAUCAAGCACCCAUAAUAGCAGCUCACAAUCUCACAAAGUGCAACACCAUGAGGAGGAAGAGGAUGUAGUUAUUGAGGAGGAGGAAGAAGAACACGAGCACGAGGAGGGUGAAGAGCUCACCCAUCAGUAUAUGGAGGUGGACAACACAGAUGCCAUCAUCGAGGUCGUGGAGGAAGUGCCGGAUGAGUUGGAGAGCUACGGAUCUAUUGUACCGAUUUACACUAUGAAACUGUACGCCGUAUCCGAUGGCCCACCUUCCCUGGCCGUUCGCAUGACCCUGAAGGCCUUGGAUAUACAAUAUCAACUAAUAAAUGUAGACUUCUGCGCCUUGGAACAUCGCUCUGAAGAAUAUUCCAAGAUGAAUCCCCAAAAGGAGAUCCCCGUUUUGGAUGACGACGGGUUCUAUUUAUCAGAGAGCAUUGCUAUUAUGCAAUAUCUGUGUGACAAAUACGCUCCGGACUCAAGUCUAUAUCCGCAGGACGUGAACCUAAGGGCGAUAAUCAACCAGCGCCUGUGCUUUAACAUGGGCUUUUACUACGCCCCUAUUUCCGCUCACAGCAUGGCUCCUAUUUUCUUCGACUACGAGCGUACCCCCAUGUCGCUAAAGAAAGUGGAAAACGCACUUGAGGUUUUCGAAACCUAUUUGGAACGAUUGGGCACCAAAUACGCGGCUGGCGAUAACAUAACCAUCGCAGAUUUCGCCCUGAUUUCGGCCACGCUUUGUUUGGAGGCAAUUAAUUUCGAUUUGGCGCAGUAUCCCUUGGUGCACAAGUGGUACGUCACCUUUAAGGAGGAAUACCCCCAGCUGUGGGAGAUUGCUAACAGCGGAAUGCAGGAGAUCAGUGCGUUCGAGCAAAAUCCUCCAGAUUUGUCAGAAAUGGAACACCCAUUCCAUCCGACGCGCAAGACUAAAGCUUAAAGUAGUAUAUUUAAGGUGAAAAUUGUUUAAUAUAAAUAAUUUUGUGAAUUAUUCAAUAUAUACAUACAUGAUAUAUGAUUAUAUACAUAUAACAUAUAGUACAUAUAAAUUGUUUUCAGAACCACUUUUAUAACCGUUUUUGUGCUCCGAAAUUUGUCGUAUAACAUUAGGAAAAACCUAUAAAUUCAUAUAGAAGUAUUGCUAAAUUUACAAGUUUACGUAAAAAAUUAUAUAUAAGGAAAUGUCUUAAUAUGGAUGACUUAUGUCUUUAAAACAUAAUUCAUUUACUCAUACCAAAAGUUUGAGUACUGAUAGAAGCAAACGGAAACAUUUUUUGAAUUGUGAGAUCUGAAUAUUCAAAGAAAAAUUGUUUUUAAAAGUUAUGAAAAUAUCUAUAAAAUUUUAAAUAUCAGUUUGAAUUGUUUUUUAGGCCAACCUAUAAUCCUUAGUCGUUUUUGGUAACCUUAACCAAUUAUAUGUUAACAAGUAAAUUUCAAAUUAUUAGACACAAACUUAUAUUUGUACGGCUCCAGCGAUUAUACACCAUCUUUUUUCUAAUACAUUAGUAUUACUUUAAGAAUGGUGUUUUGUUUGUUUAAGAAUUGUAAAAACUUUGGCAAAUUAAAAACUAACUUGUAAAAAAAUUAAAA
Messenger RNA from Drosophila ficusphila, 4090 nucleotides. It is a transcript of the gene gfzf, whose product is annotated as glutathione S-transferase 1-1. The transcript has 4 exons. Gene Ontology annotation, molecular function: glutathione transferase activity. The coding region runs from base 339 to 3440 and encodes 1033 amino acids. The record is from RefSeq and is a predicted model, not a curated record. NCBI's taxonomy places the organism in Eukaryota, Metazoa, Arthropoda, Insecta, Diptera, Drosophilidae. Gene Ontology annotation, biological process: glutathione metabolic process.